Messenger RNA from Tarenaya hassleriana, 1210 nucleotides. Its product is annotated as protein TIFY 11B. The transcript is spliced from 4 exons. The coding region runs from base 116 to 976 and encodes 286 amino acids. Gene Ontology annotation, biological process: response to wounding; regulation of defense response; regulation of jasmonic acid mediated signaling pathway. Gene Ontology annotation, cellular component: nucleus. The record is from RefSeq and is a predicted model, not a curated record. NCBI's taxonomy places the organism in Eukaryota, Viridiplantae, Streptophyta, Magnoliopsida, Brassicales, Cleomaceae.
CGAGAGAUUCAUAUUAUAUAUUCUCCGAUUUUUCUCAGCAAACCCACAUAAAAAAAACGAUCUUUUUUCUUUCAUCGGUAAUCAAAAUCUUAUCUUUUUGCCGUUUCGUCGAACUAUGCCGAACAAUGCGACGGAAAAGGCUCCGGAGAAGUCGAAGUUUUCCCGGAGAUGUAAUCUGCUGAGUCGGUACUUGAAGCAGAAUGGAAGCUUCGGAGGCAUAGAUCUCGGGUUGACCCGAAAACCCGAUUCCGGUCUCGGGAUCGCCGGAAAACCCAAUCCCGCUGGUCAACAGAAAUCGUCUGAGUUUAAACCCAUCGAUUUCAUGCAGAAGGGUCGCCGUCCCUUACGCUCUGCCUCCUAUGGAUCCGAAGCUAAAGAUGCCGACUUCAGUGAACCGGCAAGUGUACCGGAGCCGGGAACUUCCCAACUGACCAUAUUCUUCUCCGGAAAAGUUAUAGUUUUCAACGAUUUUCCGGCGGACAAGGCCAAGGAGAUAAUGGAGAUUGUGAAACCGGAAACGUUUUCAACCGUCGUGCUUAAUUCAGAUUCCAUGGCUGAUGAGAUCUGUUCUAGGAAUCACCUCAAAGCAAACGGCGACAAGAACAACAGUAGCAUCGUCGACAUCAUUACCAUUACCAGCAGCGACAACAGCAGCGAAAACAGUCUGGUUAUUCCUGAUCUGAACGAGCCUACGUGUUUGGAAAACGACAGUGAUCAUCAGACAAGACAGCAGAACCAGCUCAUGGAUCGAAUAGCGAGGAGAGCCUCGCUCCACCGAUUUUUCGCUAAACGCAAAGACAGGGCAGCAGCUCGAGCUCCAUACCAAGUGAACCAAAACACGGGUCAUCCUCCGAAGCCAGAGGUCGCGAGUUCAUCAUCCGUAGGGCUAGGCCAAUCAUGGGAUAAGCGUAUAACCUCGUCGCAGCUCCUCUUCUUAAACCAAAGGGGCAUCUGUGGAGAAAGAGGAGGAUCUUGAUCUGAGGCUGUAGAACGAUACACUUUAGUUUUUACUUUGUGACAUUGAAGCUUCUUAAGAGGUUAUUUGUGUUGUAUUAGAUUAGUUUAGAUUAGACCCAUCAUGAUUAUAAUGUACUUACAUAUAUAUUAUUUUCUUAGAAUGGUACAAUUUAGCCGGUUGUCAGUUAAUGGGAACCCAUCAUGGGGUGUGUUUUGCACAUUAGUAAAGAUUUUGGGUGGUUUUGUAAAUUUA